Messenger RNA from Oncorhynchus tshawytscha (Chinook salmon), 2712 nucleotides. RefSeq names its product zinc finger protein 239. Gene Ontology annotation, cellular component: nucleus. Gene Ontology annotation, molecular function: DNA-binding transcription factor activity, RNA polymerase II-specific; RNA polymerase II cis-regulatory region sequence-specific DNA binding. Bases 600 to 1862 code for a protein of 420 amino acids. The record is from RefSeq and is a predicted model, not a curated record. The transcript is spliced from 2 exons. NCBI's taxonomy places the organism in Eukaryota, Metazoa, Chordata, Actinopteri, Salmoniformes, Salmonidae. Gene Ontology annotation, biological process: central nervous system development; regulation of transcription by RNA polymerase II.
GGAAUGGGGUGGUGGGUUUUUAAAGAGGGUUAAUAGUUGUCAUGGUAAUUGUCCCUGUUCCCGUCUUACCGGAAGUAAAUGCAGGUUGUGACGGGCCUCCCACUCCAGUACAGUAGGCGGCGGUGUAAUACACACAAAUCCGCCAAAACAAACCAUAGAGAAGAAGAAGAAGCGACUCAUCAGUAGCAGCUUGCUAAACCAAACAAAAAAAGAGUUAAAAGUGUCCAGACACGUCCUGUGGAUGUUAGGCAAGGUUUUAAAUACACUUAUGAUUACACCUUAGUACCGUUAAUCGGGUUUUUUAAUUUCACAUCCCAGUUAGGGACGCGGUUGUUUGUCUGCUGUUAAUGUUAUAGAUAGAUGGCUACGGCCGUUUCGACGGCACCAGUAGCUGAAGCUAAUUAACUUUUCACCAACACGUUUUCCAGAAAUAAACAAACGGCUUGUAACAAUUUAUAUAUUAAGUUAAAGGAUUCAUUUUUUUUACUUCGGCGAGUGAAGAACCGUCGGUGUCCCCAUCUUUCGUCAAACCAGCUGGCUACUACAGGUAUCAUCUUGUUGGUAUAUUGACCUUAGCUAGUUGACUAACAUUCCCGACAAUGAGCUCACUAAGUUACUCCCACCUUGUUAUUAAAGAAGAGGAGGUCUGCUGGACGGAGAAAGAGGGUAUGUUGGUGAACAGUGUCGAGGAAGAGGACGUUAUUACAGUGAAGGAGGAGGAUGAAGAAGAGGCUGCCGUUUUUGGAGUGGGGAAGGAGGAGGAGGAGGCUGCCACAGUGAAAGAAGAAGAGGAGGAUGUUACAGUGAAAGAGGAGGAAGAACCUUUGGGAGAGGAAGAGCAGGAUAUCUCAAAAGAGGAAGAUGAAGUCGUUUUGGGAGUGAAAGAGGAGGUGACUGCUGAUCUGAUUAACACCAGAGAGAGACCAGAUUCUCACUCUGACAGCGGGAAGAGUCCUUCAGAGGAUCCAGAUCCAGAGACAUCCAAACCAGCAAGACAACACCACUACUGCCAUUGUGGAAAGAGUUUUUGGUGGUUAGGGCACUUUAGAGACCAUAAGAGAAUGCACAUAGGGGAGAAGCCUUACCAAUGCUCCCAGUGUGAAAAAAGUUUUAGCCACUUAUGGAGCCUGAAAUUACAUAAUAGAAUACACACAGGAGAGAAGCCUUUCCACUGCUCCCUGUGUGGAAACAGUUUUACCCACUUAAGGGCCCUGAAAAGACAUGAAAGGACACACACAGAAGAUAAGGCUCAUCACUGCUCCCAGUGCGGAAAGAGUUUUACCCUGUUAGGGAGCCUGAAAAGACACGAGAGAAUACACUCUGGAGAAAAGCCUCACCACUGCUCUCAGUGUGGAAAGAGUUUCAGCUGGUUAACAAGCCUGAAAAUACAUGAGAGAACACAUACAGGGGAGAAGCCUUUCCACUGCUCUCAGUGUGGGAAAAGAUUUUCCCAGUUAGGGGAUCUAAAAGAACAUAAGAGAACGCACACUGGAGAAAAGCCUUACCACUGUUCCCAGUGUGGGAAGAGAUUCACCCGGUCAGGAAACCUGAAAAAUCAUGAGCUAACACACUCUGUAUAUAAGCCUUAUCACUGCUCCCAGUGUGAAAAAACAUUUUUUUCAUCAAAUGCCCUGAAACAACAUGAGUUAACACAUGCUGAAGAGAAACCUUUCCACUGUUCCCAGUGUGGAAAGAGAUUUUUCUUAUCAGGGCACCUGAAAAGACAUGAGCUAAUACACUCUGCGGAGAAGCCUUUCCACUGUUCUUAUUGUGAAAAGAGUUUUAAGAGUUUAUGGAACAUGAAAGUGCAUCAAAAAACACACACAAAGGAGAAGCCUUCCACUGCUCCGACUGUGGGAUGAAAUGUACACGGUUUCAUCAAUUCAAAGAGCAUGAACAUAAGAGAACGCACACUGGAGAAAAGCCUUACCACUGCUCCCAUGAAAGAAUCAACAGCGGAGAGAAGUUAUUAGUGGUCCCAGUGUGGGAAGGGAUCUAGAACAACACAUGGGAUUAGAGCCAUUUGUGAAAGAAAAUCUAUUGAAGAUAGUUUGGUUUAUUUAUUGUGUAUAAAAAUGUUGUGAAAGGUAUUAUUCACGUGGAAUAUCCCUUUACCAUGUUCUAGAAUCCUAGAAUCGUAGUUAAAGGGUUACAUCUAAGAUGACGUGAGGGAACAUUUAUUUGAACAGUUUUUUUUGGGGGGGGGGUAUCUGUACUUUACUUUUUUUUUAAACUUAUUUGACUACAUUCCUAAAGAAAAUAAUGUACUUUUUUUACUCCGUACAUUUUCCCUGACACCCAAGAGUACUCAUUACAUUUUGAAUGCUUAACAGGAAAAUCGUCCAAUUCACACACUUAUCAAGAGAACAUCCCUACUGCGUCUGACGUGGCGGACUCACUAAACACAAACGCUUCAUUGGUAACUGAGUCAGGGGCUCCAACCCUCAGACAGAUCUGUGAAUUACAAAAGAAUAAGAACAUUGUGCUGUCUGGUUUGCCUAGUAGAAGGAAUUUGAAAUGAUUUAUACUUUUUACUUUUAAAAUCAAAUGCUUUUAGACUUUCACUUUUAGUUGUCAUUUUCUGUUGAGGCUUCUUUACUUUUACUCUAUUUUACUGGGUGACUUUAGUUGAGUCAUUUUCUGUCAAGGCUUCUUUACUUUUACUCUAUUUUACUGGGUGACUUUAGUUGAGGCAUCUUUACUUUUACUCUU